UUGAUUAAAAAAAAACACACAAAAGACGUACGACAGACAAAACACAAAGCAAUGUCCCAAAUCUUCAUUUCCUCUCUCCCCCUCCUCCUUCCGAUUUCUUCGUAUUAAUAACCCUUCAACGAUAUUUCGAUAUCUUCCUCAAUUCCCUUUGUCAAAUUCAUGUACAAAGUUUGUUCUUUCUUCUCUAAUCUCUCUCUCUGAUCAGUGUUCGAAUUGUAAUCGAUUCGGCGUUUGAAUUUGGCAAUCGGGAAUUUUUCGAUUUCAUUGUGGGUUUUUGAUUUUUGAAGCGAUCAUCGAAGAGCGUUGAUGGAGAAAUUGACUUAAGGAAUCUGGGUUUAUGUUGUUGUUCUAUUGUAUUUCUACAAUAAAUGGAUCUCUGAAGGUUUUGUCAUAAGCGUAUUGAGGAAGAAGAUGGAAGAGAAGAUGGAUCUUGUGAUUGGUGGGAGAUUCAAGCUUGGAAGGAAAAUUGGUAGUGGUUCAUUUGGAGAGCUUUAUCUAGGUGUAAAUGUCCAAACAGGAGAAGAAGUUGCUGUCAAGCUGGAAUCUGUGAAGACCAAACAUCCACAACUUCAUUAUGAGUCAAAGUUGUAUAUGCUGCUUCAAGGAGGAACUGGUCUUCCGAGCCUCAAGUGGUUUGGAGUUGAAGGUGACUACAGCGUAAUGGUUAUUGAUCUUCUAGGUCCUAGUCUUGAAGACUUGUUUAACUACUGCAACAGGAAGUUCACCUUGAAAACUGUUCUCAUGCUUGCCGACCAACUUCUUAACAGGGUCGAGUUUGUACAUACUCGAGGUUUCCUCCACCGUGAUAUAAAGCCUGAUAACUUUUUAAUGGGCCUUGGACGCAGAGCUAAUCAGGUGUAUAUCAUUGAUUUUGGAUUAGGGAAGAAAUACAGAGACCUUCAGACUCACAAACACAUUCCUUACAGAGAAAACAAAAAUUUGACUGGGACAGCUCGAUAUGCAAGUGUCAACACUCACCUUGGAGUUGAACAAAGUCGUAGGGAUGAUUUGGAAUCACUCGGUUAUGUGCUUAUGUAUUUUCUCAAAGGAAGCUUACCGUGGCAGGGACUAAAAGCUGGGACAAAGAAGCAGAAGUAUGAUGUAAUAAGUGAGAAGAAAGUAUCAACUCCUAUAGAGGUGCUGUGUAGAAAUUGCCCUUCUGAAUUUGUAUCAUACUUCCAUUACUGCCGAUCUUUACGGUUUGAUGACAAACCUGAUUACUCUUACCUCAAGCGUCUUUUCCGCGACUUGUUCAUCCGAGAAGGUUACCAAUUCGAUUACGUGUUUGACUGGACAGUCUUAAAGUAUCCUCAAAUCGGUUCCGGUUCUGGUUCUAGCUCACGUACAAGGCAUCAAACAACGACGAAACCAGGAUUCAACGCGGGUCCUUCUACAAGUAGGCAAGAGAGGCACGCUGGUAAGGAAACAACCAGAGUCUCGGGUGCAGUGGAAGCCUUCUCCCGAAGACACCCAACGAACUCUGCUACGCCACGUGAUCAUUCAAGAUCAAGAAACUCUGAUGACGGACCUUUCACUAAGCAUAUACAUGGAGAGAGUGGAAGAGGAAGCAGUUCGUCAAGACAGGGAACAUCAACAUCAAGGAAAGCAGUUGGUGGUGGUUCAAGCUCUAGGCCAAGUUCUGCAGGUGGUGGACCAAGUGGUAGCCGAGUUUCAAGCCGUCUGGUAUCAUCAAGCGGUGGUGGUGGCAGUGGGCGUCCAUCGAGCAGUCAGAGAGUCCAAGCUGGAUAUGAAUCGAAGACACUGUCUUUCGCUCGUGCAACGGCUUCAAGAAACGCUCGAGAAGAUCAGUUGAGAAGCUUCGAGCUUCUGUCUCUUCGGAAAUAAAUCAAAGAAAAAAGAAGAAAAAGAGAGGGAUAGAGAGACUCCAUGAAAACCCAACCGAAAAGAUCUUUACAGGUGAUUUCAGCUUGAGCUGCAGAGAUCUUUUGCCAGCACUCUUGCUCGUUUGUAUUUUUUAAAUGGUGAUGUGUUGGAGAAAUGAGAGAGUCAAAAAUGUAGAAAGUUUCAAUUGUUAAAGAGGUGAACUUGUAUUCCUCCUAUUAUCCUAUAUAUACCCCCAUUACUUCCAGACUAUUAUUGUAAUAAACAAACAUAAAGAGAAAGACAAAACUUGUAUUUUA
Messenger RNA from Raphanus sativus (radish), 2141 nucleotides. RefSeq names its product casein kinase 1-like protein 7. Gene Ontology annotation, biological process: endocytosis; peptidyl-serine phosphorylation; signal transduction. Gene Ontology annotation, molecular function: protein serine/threonine kinase activity; ATP binding. The record is from RefSeq and is a predicted model, not a curated record. The transcript is spliced from 13 exons. Gene Ontology annotation, cellular component: cytoplasm; nucleus. The coding region runs from base 412 to 1845 and encodes 477 amino acids. Lineage: Eukaryota; Viridiplantae; Streptophyta; Magnoliopsida; Brassicales; Brassicaceae.